GAUUUUCUGACUUUCUCUUGUCAUCAACACUUCAAUCAUCACGCGAGCACUCCUAUACGCUGUAAUCUUGACGAACAGUGUAGUGCGUCGGUUGUUUUUUUUAGGGGACGUCACUUUUUGUCUGCGACGUUGGUUCACCAUCCCCGAUUAGGGAACACACAGGGCCCGCUUGUGCUCCUCACACCCACACCAGACCAGCUGCGUGUCGUCAUCGAUCAUUGUCAAGCCUCGGGCGGUUCACUAAGCGGCGCGCCGUGCAAGGGUCCAUUUCGGCCACAUUCGUCGAUUUUCUGUUAUCGCAUUGGCAAACAGCAAGCCGCAACCCGUAGAAUACAUCACCAUCCCUAGACCAGCCAGGUCUACUUUUCUUUGAAUCUGGACCGCUUUUUUCUUUCUUUGUUUUGUUCUCUUCUAUAACUCAAGAUGACUUGGGAAUUAAGCCGCCGACGAAUCAUUCGUACGGUUAACUCUAAAUACAUUUUCGACAGGGUGCCACUCCUCCACUUUCUAAUCUUCCUCGUCGAGAUGGCUUUCGUCGCCCGACUCACUUCGCGCUUCAAUGCGUACUACGAGGAGCGGCCUAUCCUCACGAUGAUGGUCACCAAUGCGGUCCUGGGAGGCAUAGCAGAUACCGUCGCACAAACCAUAACCGCCGUCAAGCAGCGAGCCGCGCGAAAGGGCCCCUUCCACCCGAACCCCAAGGAUGACCCCAUCGCUAUCGAGAUCCAGGAACUCGACCGCAAAAACCCUCUCAGCGAUCGCGACCUUAUCCCGGACUCCCGCAUCCUCCCACCUCCGUUUGACUUUGAGCGAUUGACGCGCUUCAUGGCCUACGGCUUCUGCAUGGCCCCGGUGCAGUUCAAGUGGUUCAAGUUCUUGGAGAAGACCUUCCCGAUCACAAAAACGGCUGCUUUUGGCCCGGCGAUGAAGAGGGUGGCGAUGGACCAGCUGGUGUUUGCGCCGUUUGGUAUUGCCGCUUUCUUCACUGUCAUGACGAUUGCCGAGGGUGGUGGUAGGCGCGCCGUGCAGAAUAAGCUGAGGGACAUGUAUGUGCCGACGCUCAAGGCCAACUUUGCGAUUUGGCCCGCGGUCCAGGUCAUCAACUUCCGCUUGAUGCCAGUUCAGUUCCAGCUGCCGUUUGUGUCAACCAUCGGUAUUGCCUGGACUGCCUACUUGUCCCUCAGCAACGCCGCCGAGGAGGCCCAGCCUACACCGCAUGCCUACCCCGACUCACCCAACCUGCGCCUCUCCUAAUGCGCCACGACCACGAAUGUUCUUCUAUCAUGGGCGCUGCAGCCUCAGAAUAAUAAGAGCUGUUGCUUGGACGCACUGGCUGAAAUUCUUACAACCGCUAUAAACAUCCAAUAACGUGCCAGUAAAUUGUUUGGCAGCCUCUUGGCGAAUUCUAGUGGUGCUUUGUGACCACAUCAAGGCAUUUUACGGUACAUGCGAGCAUAUUGGGGGUUCCUUUCGGCGUUCUUGGCUUGGAUCGCAGGAGGAUGCGGUGCAUUCUUCUGGCUGACUAUGGACUUGCUCUCCUAUUUCUUUGAGCGCAAACGAGACCAAUGGCAAUUGUUCUACAUUAGAAAUUUUCUUUACCUUUCCUUUUCUUUUUUCCUCUUUCUUCACUCGACUGUACAUAGCUCAUGUCACUUGUCGUCGCUGUGUGUACUUUUAAGCCAUUCGCUAAGAUACAAUUCGAUUGCGUACCUUGUUAAGCCUAGAUAUGCAUACCUACCUAGGUACCUGCCUACUUGGACUAGCUUCCAUGCCUUCACAG
Molecule: messenger RNA, 1780 nt
Organism: Pyricularia oryzae 70-15
Lineage: Eukaryota; Fungi; Ascomycota; Sordariomycetes; Magnaporthales; Pyriculariaceae
Exons: 4
Coding region: 424-1254 (276 amino acids)
Cellular component (GO): cytoplasm; membrane
Source: RefSeq, a predicted model, not a curated record